Sebastes umbrosus (honeycomb rockfish) is the source of this 3626-nucleotide messenger RNA. It is a transcript of the gene sox21b, whose product is annotated as SRY-box transcription factor 21b. The record is from RefSeq and is a predicted model, not a curated record. Lineage: Eukaryota; Metazoa; Chordata; Actinopteri; Perciformes; Sebastidae. The coding region runs from base 884 to 1630 and encodes 248 amino acids. Gene Ontology annotation, biological process: cell differentiation; anatomical structure morphogenesis; regulation of DNA-templated transcription. Gene Ontology annotation, molecular function: DNA-binding transcription factor activity, RNA polymerase II-specific; RNA polymerase II cis-regulatory region sequence-specific DNA binding. The transcript is spliced from 2 exons.
CUCUUGUCGUCUUUUUACGCACUACUUUUUCAAUGGCAUGUGGGGGAAUUGAAGGGGGCAUGCAGGAUGAAAGGUGAGAAAGUGGUGUGACACCAAAAGCUGGUUCAAUUAAACAAAUGAUGAAGAAGGAAGAAGAAGAAGAAGAGGCGAUUAAGCGUGUAAUGAUAAAUAAAGGAGAGUCUUCAAGUGUCUGAUGGCUCAGAUUCAAUACAAGUUCAACCUGUCUGCUGCAAACAUGCAGUCAAACCCAAAAUGCAUCAGUGUUAUUAUAGUGAAAGGCUCAUCUCACACAUACAUGCUGCCACCAGCAGGUAUUUCAGGUGCAGCUUAAGUCAAAUGAAGUUAAUUACUUUUAAUUGAUCUGAACAAUUCCCAUGUGAUGAGUUUGCUAAUUAGAAUAAAUAUUCCAGAAUAUGAAACUAAUGAGUUUGAAACAAAACAGCCGAGGUUAAAAACACUCCGCGCGCAUAAUAAAUAAAGAUAUAUGAGAUGCGUUUCCUCCUUCAAACAGGGUGGGAUUUUUUUUUUUUUUUUUAAAGUCGUCUGCGUGCUUGGUGCCCAAUGCGCAUGCGCCAGUGGCACUUUCACUACCUGCCACACACAAGCCUGUAUUUCACAUGGGGCAAGCUGGAGUUCUCAUCCACUUGCGUAAAAGCUGCUGCUGCUGCUGCUGACAGACUCAGAGGACAAGAGGAAAAACAAGACAGCAGGGUGUUUUUUUCCCUUCUUCUUUCUUUGCUAAAGGCUGUAUCACCGGUGGAUGCCACCAUGGAGCAGAAAACAUAAAGUCGAGCAUUCAUAAGGACGCAGCAACUUGUACUUUACUGAAGAUAUUCAUCGGUGGGAUGAAGAACUGAAGUCUUAAACGAGUUUGUGCCAAAACAUGUCUAAACCAAUGGAUCACGUCAAACGCCCAAUGAACGCCUUCAUGGUCUGGUCCAGAGCCCAGCGCAGAAAAAUGGCUCAAGAAAACCCGAAAAUGCACAACUCCGAGAUCAGCAAGCGACUAGGAGCCGAGUGGAAACUUCUCACGGAGUCCGAGAAGAGGCCGUUCAUCGACGAGGCAAAGCGACUGCGAGCGAUGCACAUGAAGGAGCACCCAGACUAUAAAUACAGACCAAGGCGGAAGCCCAAGACUCUGAUGAAGAAAGAUAAGUUUUCCUUCCCGGUGCCGUACAACCUCGGAGAGCACGACGCGCUCAAAGUCAGCGCGCUUUCCGCCGCUGGACUUUCGGACUCCUUCAUGGGUCAUCCGGACAAAGCAGCAGCGGCCGCGGCUGCAGCAGCUGCGAGGGUUUUCUUCAACCCGUCCAUGACGAACCCAUACUCCUUUUUCGACCUGGGAUCCAAGAUGACUGAGCUUUCGCCGCCUUCGUUUCCAUACGGGUCUCCGCUGGGCUACGCGUCCAGUGGUGCUGCAGCGUUCGCCGGAGCUGGAGUCGGUGUCAGUGCCGGCACGCACUCCCACACGCACUCCCAUCCGUCUCCUGGAAACCCGGGCUACAUGAUCCCUUGUAACUGUACUGGCUGGCCCUCUGCAGGACUUCAGCCUCCCUUAGCAUACAUCCUGCUCCCUGGGAUGGGAAAACCUCAACUUGAACCGUACCCUGCAUAUGCUGCAGCGUUAUGAUAAUAAGGCCCGAAGCUUUUGGACUUCUUCUUCUUCUUCUUCUUCUUCUUCUUCUGAGAAAUGAAAAUGUGAAAACAAAAAACAAACAAAAAAAGCUAUUCAUGCAAGAGUUUUAUUAUGCAUGCACAAAACUUGUACAUGUGAUGAAAGUGCUCGUAGUCUCAAGAUAUCACAUGUGUAUGUAUAUUGAUUAAUGCCUUUAUCUAUAAGGUAACUGCUUAUUUGGAGAACUCUCUAAUCUUAUUAUCACCUCCACCUCUAAAAGGACUGAAGGAUGGCACAAAAUGCAACACAUUUUGUGAAAAAAAACCCACUUUGAAAAGGUACACUAAACUCGAUUUCUAUCUUUUUUUUUUGCAAAGUUGCACCUGCUUUGACUAACCUGUUGGAAUCAAGGGCAGCAUUAUUAUAACAAUGAGCAUAUUAAUCACAGGAUCUCCUCUCAGAUAACUUGUACAUGUGAUGAAAGUGCUCGUCGUCUCAAGAUAUCACAUGUGUAUGCAUAUUGAUUAAUGCCUUUUAUCUAAGGUAACUGCUUAUUUAGAGAACUCUCUAAUCUUAUUAUUACCCAACCAUCACCUACAGGACUGAAAGAUGGCACAAAUACAACACAUUUGAGAGCAUUUUGUGAAAAACCCAUUUUAAAAAAAGGUACACUAAACUCGAUUUCUAUCUUUUUUUUGCAAGCUUUGACUUACCUGUUGGAAUCAAGGGCAGCAUUAUUAUAACAAUGAGCAUAUUAAUCACAGGAUCUCCUCUCAGAUAAGUUUCAUACAUGUGUAUGUAUAUUGAUUAAUGCCUUUUAUCUAAGGUACAUGCUUAUUUAGAGAACUCUCUAAUCUUAUUAUUAUUAUUACCCAGCCAUCACCUACAGGACUGAAGGAUGGCACAAAUGCAACACAUUUGAGAGCAUUUUGUGAAAAAAAAACAUUUUAAAAAAGGCACACUAAACUGGAUUUCUAUCUUUUUUUUGCAAAGUUGCACCUGCUUUGACUAACCUGUUGGAAUCAAGGGCAGCAUUAUUAUUACAAUAAUCACAGGAUCUCCUCUCAGAUAACUUGUAAUUCAUGGAUCAAGGAGGAUUUAUCACAACAUUUCUCUCCCCUCUCUCUCUUUGAAUGACUGUAAAUGUGUACAGAUAAAAACGACUCUAGUUUAUUUGCCGUUAUAGGCUUAGUGUUUUUGAGAUAUAGGGCCAGGACACCUAAAACGCAUUUCACUAGAGAUGCGGUGUAUAUUUUGAGUUUUUAAACCGUUUUAUAGAUGUCUGUAAUAUUUAUUGUUUAGUGGAAUCUAUGGUGAAACCCAGACAAUUUACAAAAAGGACAAGACUAGUUCUGUAAUAUUUUGCACAUGAAACGUAGAGGAUGUAAUUUAUUUUGAAGGUUUGAUUCAUCAAACCAGUUUUUCUUUUCUUUCUCUCUCUCCUCUCCAAAACAGUUAAAAAAAAAAAAAAAAAAAAAAUUUAAAUGCAGGUGGAAGUUUAUUCUUCUUCAUCAUACCCUCCUACUCCUCGUAUCAUGUGCAGCAGAAAAGAAAAAAAAACGUUUUUAACUAACUCUUCUGGAAUUUGUAUGUUUUUUGUGUUUUCUUUAACCUCCGUUAUGUACUUUCAACCUAUUGCUACUGUUCACUUGUUGAGCAAAAAGGACUCUACAAUAAAAGCGUAUUCGGAUUAAAAACGGAAGAGGAAUCGCAGGCUGUAGUUUCUUGAUGAGAUGAACAAGAUUGUUAUCUUUUCUUUUUUUUUUUUUUCCUGCUCCUGCUCCUCAGUCCAGGUGAAGUGUAAGGUAUCCAUCCUCCAAAGGCUGCUUUUGUGCGCCUCUUUGAAUGGCAAAGACUGGGGGGUGGAUGGGAGGGGGAUCUAAAUCAGCCCAUUGUAAUCAAGAGCCAAAACCUUAUUUAUCACAAUUUUAAUCGUGAAUAGGAGGGAAGAUAAAACUUGUGUGGUACUCUGAGCUUUCUUUUCCCAUGCAGGAAGGAACAAAAAAAAAAA